GAGAGUAGUGUUACCGCUGCAUGACACUUUCCCUCAAACCUGCAACACACAAAGCUUCAAAGCAGACAGAGCAAUGGGGAAUUAUAAAUCAAGACCCACUCAGACAUGUACAGAUGAAUGGAAGAAGAAAGUGAGUGAGUCAUAUGCAGUUAUAAUAGAAAGAGUGGAGGAGGACUUGAGAAUUAAAGAGGAGGUGUUUAAAGAUCUCAAACAAGUUUUCAGCUCAGAUGAGGCUUUCAAUAAAGUGAACCUGAAUUAUCGCACAGAGGGUGGACUGUCCCUGCUGCAUCUCUGCUGUAUAUGUGGAGGGAAUAAAGCUCAUAUCAGGGCACUCAUGUUGAAAGGUCUGCGGCCAUCCAGACUCACUCGGAAUGGAUUCACUGCUCUGCACUUGGCUGCAUACAAGGAUAAGGCUGAACUUGUUACUGCUCUGCUACAUGGUGGAGCCGACGUACAGCAGGUGGGGUAUGGCGCCCUCACUGCCCUGCAUAUAGCUACUGUGGCUGGCCAUCUUGAGGCUGUUGAUAUUCUCUUGCAACAUGGGGCCUAUGUCAAUGUCCAGGAUGCAGUGUUCUUUACCCCUCUUCAUAUUUCAGCAUACUUUGGCCAUGAGCAGGUGUGCAAGCUGCUGGUGAAAUUUGGGGCUGAUGUGAAUGUGAGUGGAGAGGUAGGGGAUAGGCCACUACAUCUGGCAGCUGCUAAAGGCUUUCUGGGCAUCGUCAAACUGCUGAUGGAUGACGGCAGCAAAACUGAUGUCAAUGCUCAGGACAACGAGGACCACGUUCCCCUUCAUUUCUGCGCUCGAUUUGGACACCACGAGGUCGUCCGUUUUCUGCUGCAGGGCAGCUUUGAUUUACAGCCUCACUCUGUCAACAUCUACGGGGACACACCUCUCCACCUAGCCUGCUACAAUGGAAAGUUUGAUGUGGUCAAAGAGAUCAUUCAGUUGUCUGGUACAGAGAGUCUGUCUAAGGAGAACAUCUUUAGUGAGACAGCUUUUCACAGUUCCUGCACCUAUGGCAAGAACCUGGAAAUGGUCAAGUAUCUGCUCAGUCAGAAUGCUUUAAGCAUCAACCAUCAGGGACGAGAUGGACACACAGGUCUACAUAGUGCAUGUUACCAUGGACACAUCCGUCUUGUCCAGUUUCUUUUGGACAACGGGGCAGAUAUGAACCUGGUGGCCUGUGACCCCAGUCGUUCAAGUGGGGAAAAGGAUGAACAGACAUGCUUGAUGUGGGCCUAUGAGAAAGGCCACGAUGCCAUUGUUACUUUGCUAAAACACUUCAUAAGACCCCAGGAGGACUCACCCUGCAAUGAAUACUUCCAGCCAGGAGGAGACGGAUCCUAUGUUUCUGUCCCCUCUCCCCUGGGAAAGAUUAUAAGCAUGGCUAAAGAGAAGGCAGAUGUGCUUCUGCUUCGAGCAAGGCUUCCAUCAAACUUCCACCUUCAACUGUCAGAGCUAGAGUUUAACGAGAUCAUUGGAUCAGGCUCUUUCGGAAAAGUCUACAGAGGAAGGUGCCGCAAUAAGGUAGUCGCAAUUAAACGCUACCGUGCAAACACAUACUGCUCAAAGUCAGACACUGAUAUGUUCUGUCGGGAGGUGUCCAUCCUGUGUCGUCUCAACCACCCCUGUGUGAUCCAAUUUGUGGGGGCAUGUCUGGAUGACCCCAGUCAGUUUGCCAUAGUAACCCAGUAUGUGUCUGGAGGAUCCCUGUUCUCACUGCUGCAUGAGCAAAAAAGGAUCAUUGAUCUGCAGUCCAAGCUCAUCAUUGCCAUUGAUGUGGCCAAAGGAAUGGAGUAUCUGCACAAUCUGACCCAACCAAUCAUUCACAGAGACCUCAACAGUCAUAAUAUUCUGCUCUAUGAGGAUGGGCAUGCUGUGGUGGCUGAUUUUGGAGAGUCACGCUUCCUGUUGUCAAUGGAUGAAGACAAUAUGACCAAACAACCCGGAAACCUGCGCUGGAUGGCCCCAGAGGUGUUUACCCAGUGUACACGCUACACUGUGAAAGCAGACAUGUUCAGCUAUGCCCUCUGCCUGUGGGAGCUGCUCACAGGGGAGAUUCCAUUUGCCCAUCUCAAACCAGCUGCAGCCGCUGCAGAUAUGGCCUAUCAUCAUGUCCGUCCUCCAAUUGGCUACUCAAUCCCUAAACCCAUCUCAGCACUGCUGAUGAGGGGCUGGAAUGUCUGUCCGGAGGAAAGGCCUGAGUUUUCUGAGGUGGUAGCCAAACUGGAGGAAUGCCUGUGUAAUGUGGAGCUUAUGUCUCCGGCCUCAAGUAACAGCAGUGGCUCUCUAUCCCCCUCCUCCUCCACGGACUGCCUGGUGGCACGCGGCAGUCCCGGACGAAGUCAUGUAGCUGCCCUCCGCUCACGAUUCGAGUUGGAAUACGCCCUCAAUGCACGCGCAUAUGCAUUUUGGAGCCAAAACUCUGAUCGCCGAUCUUCGCAGGGGUUGUCCCUGGAUGAGCUGAGGAGGAACAUGCAGUUUCCACCCAUUGACAGAAAUGGAUAUGUGUCAGAUCCCUUGAGUACCAUGCGUUUCCAUUCAUGCAGCAGUAAUGGAAGCUUUGAGGACAGCAACUAGAAGCAGCAACUCUCCAUAGAACGUCACAUGCGAACACAAGCACGUUUGUUAAGCUAUCUAAAUAAGGACAUACCAGAAAAUUCCAUUGUUUUUAUAUAAAACGUAUCUCCCACACCCUAAAUCUAACAGAAAAUGUUUUGCUUCAUUACAAUUUUAAAAAUACUUAUUUAUGUAUGGAUUGUUUUUCCAAAUGAGGACGUCCAAAAAUGUCCCCAAAGGCAGGUUUUAUGAAGCUGUCAUCUGAGGACAUGUGAGGCGUCUUUUUCUCAAACUAGAGACUCUGAUGUACUUAUCCUCUUGUUUAGUUGUACAUCUGGCUUUCCACAUUCUCUAGGGCCAGUUGUCCUUUGUCUUUGAAGACUGUAGCAUACGACUUUAUAUGAAAUCUUAAAUUUUUUGGUCAAUUUCAAGUAUUGCAAAGCCUUCAUUCCUCAAAAAAAUGAUUGACUGAUGAGUUUCUAGAGAAAGCUGUUUCUUUUUUUGUAAUUUUUGACAUAAUAUUGACCUAAAGACAUGCCAGUCUAUUGCAUACUGUGGCAACUCAAAAACAAACACAAAUACAAUGUUAAGCUUCAUUUAAUGAACCACAUAGCCUUCAACUGUGUUUGAUAUAAUGUCAAGUGAUUUUCUAGUGCCAAAUUAGUAAUAUAGCAUGAUUACUCAAGGAAAAGAUGUUGGAGUGAUGGCUGCUGGAAAUGGGGCCUGUCUAGAUUUGAUCAAAAAUGACUUUUUUCAAAUAGUGAUGGGACUGUUUUUUUACAUUAGUAAUGUCCUGACUAUACUUUUUGAUCAGCUGAAUGCCACUUUGGUGAAUUAAAGUACCAAUUUCCUUACAAAACAGCAAAAUCUGUACAUUAUUCCAAACUUUUGGCCGCAAAUGUAUAAUCACGACUUUGUAAUUUCUUUGUGUGCAUGUAAGAUUAUUAUAUUAAUUUUAAAUGUUUUAUAAAUCUAUUAUCUUUCAGUGGACCCUCUUCACAGACUGUGAUGACUCCUUGAUAUAAAUCAUAAAUCUACCCAAAUUUCUUUUAUAUUUUAAAUGUUUUAAUUAUUUAAUAUACAUUUAAUGUACAGUACAUUAUUCUUUGUGUCAUAUUAAUCUGGCAUUAAUAGUAAUAUUAAAAAGUCAGCACUGCUGCAAUGCGGUUUCAUAUACAGCCACUGAGGGAGUCACCGUAAUUUGCCAUCUUUUGCUCUUCUGACUGCCGUAAACCAUCUCUUUCUGUUUUUUUUUAAUCUUUUGGAAUGUCUUCGAAACAUAAUAGUGGUUUGUUUCUUUUGCUGUUGAAGCAAAUGGAAAUGCAAAAAUAAUAUUAGCUAUGGUCUCCCAUGUACCUCUAUUGAAGUUUAUCCCGCUAUAAUUUAUUUCCAAGCUCCAAACCCGGAAAUGUGAAAAGAGUCCACAGUGAAAUGUAGUGUACAGCAUACAUACUAUUAUCUUUAUGUUUUAGAGACAUUCAAAAGUCAUAAAGCUUUUAUUGUUAUUGUUGUAAAAGGGUUUUUAGAUAUUGUUUUUGGUGUCUGAAUGUAAAGUAAAUAUCUGGUAAAAAUAAUGUUUUUCAGUAUUUUAUUAUUUCAAAAGCAAACAUUCACUUAAUUUUAGAAAAGAGAAUGGACUUAUACAGGAAGUUGAUAGCUAAUUUAAAAAGCUCACGACUGAUGUCACUGAACAGCAAAGGCACUAUUAAAUUGAAGCAGUUUAGUAGUUUGCAUCUCUACCUUGAGUCUCGGGUAAAAACGUCUCAAUUUUAUUCUAACUCCAUGAUCACCAUGAUUAUCAUAAAUAAUUUAUAAAACAAACAAUAAACAACAAAGUAGUAACAAAUCUAUUGAUCUAAUGGUGCUUAAUGGUUCAUUCU
Molecule: messenger RNA, 4440 nt
Organism: Xyrauchen texanus (razorback sucker)
Lineage: Eukaryota; Metazoa; Chordata; Actinopteri; Cypriniformes; Catostomidae
Product: serine/threonine-protein kinase TNNI3K-like
Exons: 25
Coding region: 74-2581 (835 amino acids)
Biological process (GO): protein phosphorylation
Molecular function (GO): protein binding; ATP binding; protein kinase activity
Source: RefSeq, a predicted model, not a curated record